Molecule: messenger RNA, 8403 nt
Organism: Ahaetulla prasina
Lineage: Eukaryota; Metazoa; Chordata; Lepidosauria; Squamata; Colubridae
Gene: DMTF1
Product: cyclin D binding myb like transcription factor 1
Exons: 16
Coding region: 5273-7615 (780 amino acids)
Biological process (GO): regulation of transcription by RNA polymerase II
Cellular component (GO): nucleus
Molecular function (GO): DNA-binding transcription factor activity, RNA polymerase II-specific; RNA polymerase II cis-regulatory region sequence-specific DNA binding
Source: RefSeq, a predicted model, not a curated record
UGAUAGAUAUAUAGAUGACAGAUGGAUGAUAUUAAAAUUCUCAGGCCUUUGGUGAGGAAAGGCUUCUGGUUUCAUUGCCACCUGUUAUCUUUAGCUUUGAUUUUUUAAAAUAUUAUUUUAUAUUAUUUCUUUGAUUGUUCUCAGGUCGCCAGAGCCAUUGGGAAUUGGGAGGGUCACAAAUCUAAUAAACUGUUUUUGGUAUAAAAGGGGUGUGUGUGUUUGUGUGUAUGGGAAAUAGAAUUCUCUACUGGCCACGUGUGAUUGGACACAAAGAAUUUGUCUCCGGUGCAUAAAAUGUAAAAUAGUAAUUUUACAAACCAUACCUACACUUACUUACCUUCCUUCCUUCCUUCCUUCCUUCCUUCCUUCCUUCCUUCCUUCCUUCCUUCCUUCCUUCCUUCCUUCCUUCCUUCCUUCUUUCUUUUUCUCCCACACACUAUAUAAGAUUUCCUGCUAUUGCAAAAUCUUGGGGUAUUGAAUUAUUGACAUAUGUGAUUUGAGACUAAAAGAUGUUCUAAUAUCAUUUAAUAGUUUACUUUUUUAGUAUAAGUAACCGUUAGCCUCGUUAUGCCAGUGGUAGUUUAACAUAAAUCUGCUCCGGAAUUUGAUUGUUUCAACAUUCGUGUUGAAAGGUUUUGAUUUAUUAUGGUUGCUGGGUGUUCUUGUGUAGGAUUUUUCUAUUUCAUAGAAAGAAUAUUGGGAUCUUGAUAAAGAACAAUCGACAAGCAAACGGUGACACUGUAAAAUGAAAAGUAGAUAUAUGGAUAUUUUACCACUAAUGCUCUGAAAUAAAGUCCCUCCAUCUUUUCAGUUGGUAUGUUUACAUAAAGUAUGCUACUUGCUUUAAUGCUUCGACAAAUAAAAACUGUUUCAAAAUGUCUAUUUUCUUCCACUGUAUUUUCAGAAAUGUUCUUUAACUUUACACCCGCACAAAAUACAUAAUAAUAGUAUUUCAAAACAUGUUUCAGCUCUCAGAUAGAUCAACUUUGCUCAUCCAAACAUGGCUUAGUGCUGAAUUUCAAAGGUGCCAUCCGCUGCAACAGCUUUUUGUGGGCUCUGAAAACAGAUUUAUGGAGAAGACUAUUUGUCAUAGUUUUUUUUAUCUUCUGUUACAUUUAAAUAUGUCGGUUGCAAUGAGCAUUGAAGUUAAGGCCAACCUGCUGGAACUGAGUUAUAGGCAAGGGGGUAACUUAACAAGCAAUGCAAGACAAAGAAAAUCUCAUUAUCGGAACACUAUGGAUAUUGCAGUGAUAUACAGGUAGUUCUCCACUUACGACAGUCCAUUUAGUGACCAUUCAAAGUUACAACGGCACUGAAAAAAGUGACUUAUCUGAAAAAAGUGAUUUAUGACCAUUUUUCACACGAUCAUUGUAGCACCUCCAUGGUCACCCGAUCAAAAUCUUGGCAACUAACUCAUAUUUACGACGGUUGCAGUCUCCCAGGGGGUCACGUGAUCCCCUUUUGUGACCUUCUGACAAGCAAAGUCAGUGGGGAAAGCCAGAUUCACUUAACAACCGGGUUACUAAUUUAUCAACAGCAGUGAUUCACUUAACAACUGAGACAAGAAAGGUUGUAAACUGGGGCAAAACUCACUUAACUGCUUCACUUAGCAACACAAAUGCUGGGCUCACUUGUGGUCAUAAGUCAAGGACUGCAAGACAAGAUAACUUCAGUUUGCAAACCAAAACUUGUCUUGGUUUGCAGCUCACAUUAAAACCGCGACAGGUCUGACUAACCCUGGAGCAAGAAUGCUCUCCAUGGGAUCAGGCCAAGGAGACGGUUGAGUCAACAGGCAAUGGGGAUUAGUGGUAAAUUUAGAAAUUCUACCCCAGAGAGGUGGAAACAAUUCUGCUGUGACCAAGGUCCAAGUAGUGAUUACUAAACACAAUUCAGUCCUCAACAAAUUUAUUUUAUUUAAAUUAAAAUAUUUUGUCCAAAACAAAAUUCUUAAUAACCAGUCCCUAGGCCUUAUCACCAACCUUUGAUGUCUUUGGCAACCUGUCAGAGGCUUUUCUUGGCAAAACCUCCACAAAGUUCAAGAAACGCUGACAAGAAGCACGGAAAUCAAUGUUGCUUUCCUACAAAGAACCCAACGGCUCGUUGCUGCUCUUUUAAGCCUUACGGGAGGGGCCAAUCAUCUCUUGUUCUUACUUCCGAGUCAUCCUUUUUUCUUCAGCUGCUCUUGCCUUCUGGCAGCUCUUUUCAUGCAUGCACUAGGAACAGGCUCCUCCUGUUCCUCUGCCUCUCUGCGGUCCACCUCUGGAGGCUACAGAGUCCGCGCAUCGCUCCCAGAUGGCCCUGGCCCCAUCUCUGCCUCUGACGCAGGGCCCUCGUCCGGGCCUUCCCCUGACUCCAGGACUGCCCCAUGGUCCUCCCCAGCCUCCUCACUGUCCAGCUCCACAGGCUGCUGGUGGACCACAACAAAUUCAGUCGCAUUCUAAACAGUCGAGAAGGGUCCAAUUUGGAAAUUAAACCUUCCUGACCUCAGAAUAGUUUCAGAAUUCCACUACUUCCACACUAGGUUGUGCAUCUAGUUUCAAGAUCCAAACAUCUGCAGGUCAGAAUCUUCCGGGACGGCAUCUUUUGUACAUCCAAGAUGUCUUCCUGUAUCUCUCGGUGGUUCCACACCAUGCAAAGGGCAGAAGAAUGACCGGAUAACGGAAUUGGAAGGGGCCUUUGAGGGCUUCCGGUCCAAGAAAACGCAGCGGUUGGCAGCGUGGCCCAAACAGCCUGUAAUGAGCCGUGGUCCUUCUCUCCUCCUGCCCUGAGUUUUGGCCGUCAUCUUCACAGGAGCAACGACGGAGCAGGCAUUAGCCAUGCGCCAUAGCUCAGGCUUGGGAUGCUCAAGAUCGUAGCAUAGAGGCAAUUUUCCCUCUUCCCCUAUAGCUUCCUUUCUCUCUCAGUUGUUUUUUUUUUCCACUUCGUCUUCUCCUUCAGGAAAAGGCACCUGUUUAGGAUCGCUCUUUCCAGCCCUCCUUUUUCACACCCCACACCCCCAAAACCAUUCACUCGCUGGCCUGCUCUUAUUUUUGUCAAAACUGCUGAGCCAGGCACCACCAGGAGCCUGGCGUGUGUCUCCCAUGAGGGUUUUCAGGACACACACAUUAAUCAUCUCUCUGGGUGGUUUCCGUUUUUUCGAUCAUUAAAGAGCUAAAUUAAAACUUCUGGGUCUGUUGGGGGACUCCACAGUUUGGCUUAUGGUCACGCAAUCACACUCUCCCUGCCCGCUGAGAAAGUAACAGUAAAGCUCUUCUGUUCACAUUGGCUGUUUCUCAGUUGCACACAUCCGUCCGCACUCAGCCAUGUCAAGAACGCAACGAAUUUGCAGAUGUCGCAAGGGCAGGGUAAUGGUACGCGGGGAUGCGUUUGGAAGAGCGAAGGGAGGCUCGUAGUCUGGAUAACCAGCGUGUAAAAGAUUUCUCGGGUCACGGAAGGAGAAGAGGCAUGGGAAGCAUGUCGGAAGGGACCCUCCGUAGCUUUCCGGAGAGAAAAAGGGGAGAGAUACUUUCAGUCUUACAAGAGUCCAUUAAUGUACAAUAAAGGUAGACCUGUGCUGCUGAUGGUGCUUCGUGUCUGGACUACCCCGCAGGGCUGACAUACAGGGAGGAUCGCAAAAAUAACAGAAGGCCUUAGAACACAUUCAUCAAGAUUCUUGAGGACCUCAACUUGGCGAAACAAAACAAUGGGCAGCCACCCACAAGGUGAAUCUCAGCAGGAUGAAUUACAAAGCCUUUGAUUUGAGUAAUAAAAAUCAAAAGUUAUAAGAUGUAGGGAGGGGAGGGGAAAACCCAGGAGCCAUUUUCCAGAAUCUGAAUGUAGAAGAGGAGGGUAGAGAGCUGUUGAAAGUUGCUCCUGAAGACAAGACCAGAAGAACUUCGCAAGAAAGCAGAUUGGUUGAACAUCAGGAAAAGAUCUUUGAUGGUCGGUGAAGAUUCUCGGUCAUUCAGCGGAGUUGUCUGGAAGUUGAGUCAGCGCAUCCGGAAUUCUUUCCUUGCGGGUUCAAAACAUUUCGCUGCUUUUCCGGGUUCCUUGUUCAACCUGAGCACAUGGGUGAGGAGGGUCCCAUAUAUGUCCUCCAGGCAGGGGUGAAAUCUACUUACCUUCCUUACCGGUUCAGAAAUGCAUGCUUCGCUCGCACACACCCUCUGCACAUGCACAAAAGCUUUCUGCGCAUGCGCAGAGGGUACAAAACACAACAUCCGGGUGGGUGGGCGGAGCCUCGCACGAAAUUGCUACCGGUUCUCCAAACCACCAGCCAAGAUUGCUACCGGAUAGGGCGAUCCGGUCAAAACUGGGAGCAUUUCACCCCUGCCUCCAGGGAGAUUUCAUUUCUCCCCAAAUCUUGUUAGAGUCUUGUUAGGUGAGUAGGCAGAGAGUCCUUGGGAUGUUCCAACUCCUAAAUCCUUUUUCCUAGGUAGGUCCUUAGGUGUGGCCCCCUUGGUGAACCUGGGAAAUGGUCUUGGUCUCCCUGGGGAUUGAUGAAAAAGCAGCAAAAGAAACUGGGGACAUAUAUAGAUAUAUAUGGGGUCCCCCUAACCAACUUCCUCAGACCGAAGGAGCUACUUGGAUCAGCAGCGAAACGUUUUCAAGCCAACAAGACAAGAAGUCCAGUUGCCUUGACUCGGCCUCAAGACAUUAUGCCUUGAUGGUAAGAGACCAUCAGCAAGGGAACUGAACUGCCUCAGGAAGGUGCUUCAAGGGAGGCGGGAGAGCCCUCCUCUCUCAUGGAUGCCCUGGGAUGGGGAACCAGAGGCUCUCCAGAAUCCCAACCAGCCCUGGCAUUUCUCUGAGUCUCUCCCUCAACUUCCUCUUCCUUGAAGACUCUGAGUUUCUUCUUGGUAAUCAUCGUCUUAAGGGACCAGCCAGCGCUCCUUUGGUCUUAGGAGAAGUGUUUGGUUUUGAAGUUACGCGUGAGAAGGUGCAAGAAAUAAAAGGCCCCCCAUUAACCCAACGAGGAGCAGGUGUUUUCGGUCUGGGUCAAUAACAUGAACGUUUCACUCGCUGUGCGUGAAGCACUGAGGGACACUUUAAUUCUGAGUUAAAUAAGUAGGUUGCAGGUUCAAAGUAAGUAACAACCAAGUUCUCGGUGCUCUCUGAGUGUGGUUGUUUUCUUGCAGACGUCUCAUUACCUGGACUAGGUAACAUCAUCAGUGCUAGUAGACAACCUAUCUUGGAUAAUGAAAUGUCUGCAGGAGGACAACAACCCUGCUCAGAGGGCACCAAGGACCCCACAGUUCAACCCUGAGCUUCAGAUAUUCUCCUUUAUCGGUAAAUGAUGGGCACCGCGUGGCUAAUCUGGGAUUGUUCUCUUGUAGAUUUGAUUAUGACCACAGUUGAAGAGGAAUCUGACACAGUGACAGUCGAAACCGUGAAUUCCGUGACUCUGACCCAGGAUCCUCAAGGCAACCUUAUUCUUCACUGCCCUCAGGAUGAGGCAGACGAAGUAGACUCGGAAGACAGCACCGAACCUCCCCAUAAAAGGCUUUGCUUAUCCUCAGAAGAUGAUGAGAGCAUUGAAGGCAACCCUCCGUGCAUCUCGGUCGUUGCGCUUCCACUUUCAGAAAGCGACCAGAGUUUUGAGGUGACCAUGACUGCCACCACAGAAGUAGCUGACCAUGAGGUUAACGAAGGAACGGUGACUCAGAUUCAGAUCCUUCAGAAUGAGCAACUGGAUGAAAUCUCGUCUCUAGCCAACGAAGAAGUCUCUGCCGUCAGUCAGGCCUGGUUUACAACCAAAGAAGACAAGGAUUGUCUAACAAACAAAGGUCAUAAGUGGAAACAGGGCAUGUGGUCGAAGGAAGAAAUUCAGAUUUUGAUGAGUAACAUUGAGCGUUAUUUGAAGGCCCGUGGAAUCAAAGAUGCCACCGAGAUCAUUUUUGAGAUGUCAAAAGACGAAAGGAAAGAUUUCUACAGGACCAUCGCCUGGGGUUUGAACCGGCCUCUCUUUGCGGUUUAUAGACGCGUCCUGCGCAUGUACGAUGACCGGAACCACGUUGGCAAGUAUACUCCCGAAGAGAUUGAAAAACUCAAAGAAUUAAGGAUCAAGCACGGCAAUGACUGGGCAACGAUAGGAGCGGCUCUUGGACGGAGCGCUUCGUCCGUCAAAGACCGAUGCCGGCUGAUGAAGGACACUUGCAACACAGGCAAAUGGACGGAGAAAGAAGAGAAGAGACUCGCAGAAGUGGUCCACGAAUUAACGAGCACCGAGCCGGGGGACAUCGUCACACAAGGGGUCUCCUGGGCCGCGGUGGCCGAGCGCGUGGGAACGCGGUCGGAGAAGCAGUGCCGCUCCAAAUGGCUCAACUACCUCAACUGGAAGCAGAGCGGAGGCACCGAGUGGACCAAGGAGGACGAAAUCAACCUCAUUCUCAGAAUAGCAGAGCUAGAGGUCGCGGAUGAAAACGGCAUCAAUUGGGAUUUGCUGGCUGAAGGCUGGAGCAGCGUCCGCUCACCCCAGUGGCUUCGGAGCAAAUGGUGGACCAUCAAGAGGCAGAUCGCAAACCACAAAGAGGUGUCGUUUCCCGUUCUCAUAAAAGGUCUGAGGCAACUGCACGAAAGCCAAAAAAACGCCCCGGCACACCAACUUCCAGACGCGAAAGCUUUACCUGGGCUGCCAAAUUCCCAUCCUGGUUCCGGGGUUCAGCACGUCCAGAUCCGCGUGGCCCGCUUGGAGGAAAGUUCCAUCUGCUCUCCUGCUUCGGUGGCAGCCUUACAGAUCCCCCUGCAGAUCACCCAUGUCUCUUCUGCUGAUUCCCCUGCGGCUUCUGUCGACUCCGAAACCAUAACGCUAAAUAGUGGGACGUUACAGACUUUUGAGAUUUUGCCGUCUUUCCACCUGCAGCCAACUGGAACCCCUGGCACCUACCUGCUCCAGACCAGCUCAAGCCAGGGCCUGCCUCUGACCCUGACCACCAGCCCCACGGUCACCCUGACGGCUGCCGCGGCCCCGGCCUCCCCAGACCAGAUCAUAGUCCAUGCCUUGUCCCCCGAGCACCUGCUGAACGCGGGAGAGAACGUCACCGUGCAGUGCCACGCACCCAGCGUCAUCAUUCGCACCGUGGCAGCCGAAGACAUUUCUCCGCCCGCCAGCCAGGCGGAACUGAGCGCCGAUUCAGACAUGCAGCGUGUCGAUUUAGCGGGCACGCCCACCUCCCUGGAAACGGACUCUCUCCCGGAGGACAUCCACCCCUCCAAACUCCCAGGAGGAGAUCCCUCCGCUUUCAGCGCCGUCGGUUCCUCCAAAUUUGGCAGCCGAAGCAGCCCGGAGCUCCUGGGAAGAGCAGGCGUCGACAUUCUGAAUUCAGAUCUCAAGCAGGAAGAUAAUUGUCCGUCGGAUUUGGCCGGCACUUACGUUUCCGAGGACCUGGGUUCUCCCACCGCCGAAGAAGAGGUGGAACCGUCCGCGCUGGACGGAGCCGUCCUCAUCGUGCCUUCUCCCCGAGGCUUCAUCCAGGCGUCCGAGGAUAUAGACGGCGAAUCAGUGCUGCCUCUGGCCACCUUAACAGAUCCCAUCUUGCAACACCACGGAGAGAAUUCUCACAUCAUCGGCUCCUCUUUGGACAGCCCUAAUUCUGAAGACUCGAAGGCCAUGGAGAACUUGGUCAGCUGCCACUGAGGAUCUUCCCAGUCCGUAACUCCUGCGUUGGUCAAAGGCUGACCCAGAGGCCUCUUUGGCUCUCUUCUGAUCUCAGACGGAGACCCUCCCGGCUGGCUCCCCUCCAGAGGGUCUGCAUUCUUGGGAUGGACAGUGAGGGAAUCCAAGGCUCCAGGAUACGAACCCAGCAGCAAAUGAGCGUCUGGAAUUGAGGUUACACCGUUUAGAAUUUGCACCGGUCCUCCUGUUUCGGGGUAAGACUGUAGUUACCGUGUUGUAACUACCGAGGGAGCAAGAAGGUACGGGAGGAGAAAAGGUUUAUUUUUCUAGGGGUUCCAGGCUGUUCAAGCAGCAGAAAAGCCGAAUCGAGAUCUUCCUUGAAACUGAAGAAUCUGUUGCUGGCAACGGAUGUCGCGCCCGAAUGAUCAGACGUAAUUCUUUAAAUGCUACAAUUAGAAACACCCCCCACCCCCCAGUGUAGCAUGGAGACUUUCAAGCUGCGCUAAAUUGAGGAGUCCGUUUUCAAUCCCUGAGGAGACCACCUGGUGUCGAUUCAGAAAUCAAUUCACCUAACAAUGAAUUUGUAGCUCCACGCGACAAGUCGGUCGCCGUGGGAAGGAGCAGAAAUUAACCAGCUUCAUGCAAGCGAAACUCUUUUCUGUCAUAGUAAACGCCUUUUUAUUUAUAAUGUAGUAUAGACAUUUGCAGUGCUGCGGGUUUUUUUGUACAGUGUAAUAAUAAAAAAGGCCUGUUUUUUCCCCCCCUCACAAUGAGGGGGGAAAAAGGGUGCGCCACUCUGAAAAACACAA